ACACCUUGAAAGCCUUUGAAAGCGAGAUUCAUGCUUUAUCAGAAAUAAGGCAUCGUAACAUUGUGAAGCUGUAUGGCUUUCGUUCACAUCCAAAGAACUCAUUUUUGGUUUAUGAGUUCGUAGAAAGGGGAAGUUUGAGAAUGGUGUUAAGCAACAAGGACGAGGCAAUGGAGUUGGAUUGGGAGAAGAGGUUAAAUGUUGUAAAAGGAGUGGCCAAUGCCUUGUCUUAUAUGCAUCAUGACCAUUCACCACCUAUAAUUCAUCGAGACAUUUCCAGCAACAAUGUUCUUCUGGAUUUGGACUAUGAGGCUCAUGUUUCAGAUUUUGGCACAGCAAGAGUUUUAAAGCCCGACUCUUCCAAUUGGACCACACUUGCUGGCACUCUCGGGUACAUAGCUCCAGAGUUGGCUUAUACAAUGAAAGUAAAUGAGAGAUGUGAUGUUUACAGUUUUAGGGUGCUAACAAUGGAAAUACUUAUGGGGAGAUAUCCUAGUGAUUUGAUUUCAUGCUUGCCAUCGUCGUCGACACUGGCAUCAGCAUCGACAUCGAUACCAAAUGACAAGCAACUGAUUUUAUUUAAAGAUGUGAUAGACCAACGCCUCUCACCACCAAUAAGGCAGGUUGCAAAUGAUGUUGUCUCAACUACAAAGCUAGCAUUAGCAUGCUUGAAUGUCAGUUCCCAACUUCGGCCAACCAUGCGACAAGUUGCUCAAGCCCUUACCCGUCAAUCGCUUCCAUUGCCCAAUCCUUUCUCAAUCAUAAAAUUGGGAGAAUUGUGGGAUCAUGAAGUCUGUAGUGGCUAA
Molecule: messenger RNA, 803 nt
Organism: Durio zibethinus
Lineage: Eukaryota; Viridiplantae; Streptophyta; Magnoliopsida; Malvales; Malvaceae
Source: RefSeq, a predicted model, not a curated record